Messenger RNA from Acyrthosiphon pisum (pea aphid), 2280 nucleotides. RefSeq lists its product as uncharacterized. The transcript has 13 exons. The coding region runs from base 574 to 2244 and encodes 556 amino acids. The record is from RefSeq and is a predicted model, not a curated record. NCBI's taxonomy places the organism in Eukaryota, Metazoa, Arthropoda, Insecta, Hemiptera, Aphididae.
GUGAACAUUUUAUGAAUCUACGGUUAUUUGUUUUAGAGUUACGCCAAACACCAAAAUCGAUUUAGUCGAAACCGAAAACGGAUUUUUCCGUUUUUCCUUAAGGGGGCUGCACCGUAGCAUAUUUUGAGGAGUACUAUUUAGGCAAUUCAUGUGACAUAAAUUAAUACUGUAUCUAUGUGUGAGUAGUAAAUUAACAUUAGUGUGCGUAAUCCGUUAUCGUUUCCGAGAAUCGCUGCAUGUCGAGUCGGGCAACCGCGCCGGAAGCAACUCUCACACGCGCAGUACAUAAUAGUACAGUUCGACGGGUAUUUGGGCUAUUAAGAGAUCGGACGAAUUUUGGUCGCCGCCGGGUAGCGUUCUUAGAAUGGCACUAGUAUAUUACUAAAAACAGCCUGGGUUUCCCUUCGGUUGCUAGUAGGUACAGCGCUGUGGCACUAUUUAUAAUAGUUAUCAAAAUUAUCUAAAAAUAAUUAAAAUUGAUACACAUGAAUAACUUGAUAUUAUUUAAUAUUUUCAUAAUGUGUAUCACUUCGUUCUCGAACGUUACAGUACGCACUCCAUUAUAAAUACAUAAUGGAUUACAAUGGUUUUAAAUAUAAGAGUAAUGGCAAGAAGAAUGGUGUUUGUUAUUAUGUAUGCUCCAGUCCGAAUAUGGUGUGCAAAGGUUCAUUAAAAAGAACAAAUGAUGGGACAGUUAUUGAGUGUAAAAGGCACAUUCACGAUGCAUAUGUAGAUGUAGACGAUCGCCUCAAGUAUAACUUUCGUCAACAUCUUCUUGAACGUUCAACGUCUGAAACAACAAAUCUAAGGAAUAUUUAUGAUGAAGAAGCGAUCAGAACCCCAGAUGCAGCUAGAGUUUAUUCAUGGCCCACGGCAGAGUCCUCAAUGCGGAAAGCAAGAGCCAAAAAUACACCAGUGUUACCUGCCACAUUACGAGGUCUAGGGGAAACACUUGAUGAGAAUAGGCAAAAAUAUAAAUGUGGGAACCAUCAAUUCUACCAAGAAUGGAUAUUUGAUGAUCAAGGAAAAUGUCAUCUAAUGUUUGGAUGUCCUGAACUUGUCAAUAUAGUAGUGUCAAGUGGUGGAACCGAACUUCAUGCUGACGGGACGUUUAAAGUUGUCCCAUCGAGACCCAAAUGUAGACAAUUGUUCAUAAUUCACCUUAUUAUACAAAAUCACUCUAUUCCAAUAUGUUAUGUAUUGAUGGAGUCAAAAACUCAAGAGGCAUAUACAAAAGUGCUAAAUAGAUUCAAAGUUAUUUUCCAAAAUGUACAACCAUCUGUCAUAAUGACAGACUAUGAAAGGGGAUUGCGUAAUGCAUUUGCUAUAACAUAUCCCGAAGCUGAACUUGUAUCAUGUUAUUUUCAUUAUGUUCAAAGUUUAUGGAAAAAUAUUAAAAAAAUGCAGUUGACAGCAUAUCUACGCCAUAAUGAACAUGGUAAAAUGUGUUUGAAAAUGAUGAUGGUUCUUGCCCUAUUACCAGCAAAUGAAAUUGAAGAUGGGUUUCAGGACAUAAAAGAUUAUGCUCUUGUAAAUGAUGUAAAUAUGGCUAGAUUCUUCACAUAUUUCUCAAGUUUUUGGCUAGUGCAAAUAGGACCACAAGUAUUUUCUGUGUAUGGCAAACCAAGACGAACCAAUAACAACAUUGAAAGUUUCCACAACAAACUUAAAGAUAAAUUUCAAGUGUCCCACCCGAAUUUGUGGACUGUACUAGGACAUUUGCAAAAUCUAAGUCAGUCGCAACACGUGGUUAUUAAUCAAUUCAAUAGAGGACUCCAAAUUACUAGAUCAGUUAAAUUUAAAUAUAUUAUAAAUUCAAGAAGAAUUAAAAUGUGUACUGAAAAACUGACGUUAGGAAUUAUAACGAGAAAGGAAUUUUUAUUACAAUGUUCCUACACAGUUAAUGGGUAUCUUGAAAGAGAGGCCAAUUGGGCAAGAUUUAUAGAAAAUGAUGAUAAUGCUAUUGAAGAAAAUUUGCCAAUGCAGCUACUUAAUAACAAUGCCAUUCCACUUAUAAGGGACAAUCCUGAAAGUGAUAAUGAAGACAGACCAAAUUUUGCUGAAGAUGGACCUUUAUUCGAUAAUGAUAAUGCUAUUGAAGAAAAUUUGCCAAUGCAGCUACUUAAUAACAAUGCCAUUCCACUUAUAAGGGACAAUCCUGAAAGUGAUAAUGAAGACAGACCAAAUUUCGCUGAAGAUGGACCUUUAUUCGAUAAUGGUAAAUACAAAAUUAUAUAUUUUUAAUUCUGAGUUCUUUGAAGAAGCUAGUGUUUUUACAAU